Molecule: messenger RNA, 4037 nt
Organism: Cuscuta campestris
Lineage: Eukaryota; Viridiplantae; Streptophyta; Magnoliopsida; Solanales; Convolvulaceae
Source: the annotation of a GenBank genome assembly
CCCGAUUUCGCAUUAUUUGUGGCAGGGAACGAUGGAGAAGUAUCGAUUUUGCCCAAACGCCUUUCAUACUUUGUUGCUUGCCUGCCCUUCAGAGACGUGUCUGCUGCUAUCAUCCUUGCGGAGUUCGCCGGAAACCUCUUCUGGAUCUAGGGUUUUAUGUAAGGAAGUUUUCAGAGGGAGGAUUAUGAACCGUUCAUCUCCAGUUUCAGGGGAGGAGAAGCUAAGUCGAUGCUUUUGUGACAGGCGAGGACGGCAUCCAAGAAUUGCAAGGCGUAGAACAUCUCGCAUUUCAAUUUCCACCCAACCCUAGAAAUAAGGAAGAGACAGAUUUGGGUGACUAGAUUCUGAACGGAUGAGAGGCUUGGGUGGUGCAGUCCCUUGAUUCUACAUUGUGAUCUGAGAAUAUGUCUCACCUAAUAAAAAUAGGUGUUCACUUCUAUGGAUGAACAUAUAUAGUUUACCCUUAAUUAGGAUAUUAUACCAUUUGUCUAUUGCAUUAUUGCUUUGUAAAAUAUACAAUCAUCGAACUGAAAAUGAAGCACAGAGCAUAUGAAAAAGCUUUAGAAUUCAGGUUUGUUCUCAAUCUUUUUUAAUUUAUCACUUUCUUUUCAAAUAUUAUAUCCUUUUUAACAUAUUUGGUCUCUUAUUUUGUGCGAGUAUUAAGAAUGUUAAGCUUCUUUGGUAUGAAACUAUGCAGAAUUUUCUUUAGAAUCCAAGAUGUUACCUUUGGCGCAUAAUUGUAACUCGAUAAGGUAUCAUACAGGUCAAUGGGUUUGAUAUUGGAAAUAUUCAGCUGGAUAGUUUGAGGAGGCAUGUUGGUCUGGUCUCUCAAGAUAUUUGUCCGCAGGGUAAUUUGGGAAAUUCUAAUACAAGCUUCCUCUGUACGCCAUUCAUUUUAUUCUCUUCACCUUAAGACAUGACCUAGGCCGACCUUAUCCUUACAUACAAUCGUAUAGAUCCGGCAACGAGGAGAAAGAGGGUUUUAGCAUAGAGAUGACAGGACAAGGAUAGAGGGGUUUCACGCCAUCGUCUCAGGUACGCUUCAUCUCUCUUUAGCUGCACAAAAAUGACGAGUAUCUCUAAGCAGGCGACUAGAGCACCACGAGUAAAAUCUUGUUUCCACCACCGCUGGUAAAGUGGGCGACUAAAGCUAAGCCGCCGCUGCGGGAAAGAGGGCAGCCGCUGUAGAUAUGCAUAGCUAGCACCCGAGUCAUAGUGUACCGGCUAUCUUUUUGGAUGCAAACUCUCCCAGCUAUCAUCGUUGCAGGCCGCAAACCUUUUCUGGAUCUAGGGUUUCAUCAUUUGAAGAUUUGAUUUUUUGACCUAUCUUAUGUCCUCGGCAGUUUAAGGUAUUUAUCAAUUUGUGUCUUAUAGAAGAAAUUUCUAUAAUGUUUCUUAAUUGUUUUAGACUUUGAUUCAGGUUAAUAAAUUGUGACAAAUUAAAAAACAAAGUUCAGUUUUGUUCAAUUUAGGAUUGUUGUUCUUUUCCGUUCAUCACUUGAGAUACUCCAGGUUUGUAUUCAACUCUGUUUUGAAUAUUUUGGUUGAAUUUUUUGAUGGAUUGUGAGCGAUUAGCGAUGCUCUUUCCGAAUCUGGUGUUGGAUUUUCAAUCCAAUCAAGAUUUCUUGGAAGUCAACCCAGUUUUGUUAAUAUUUGUAUUUUUAACAAUAACCCAUCUCAAUAUCUUCUUUUGUUGAUUUUAAGUUAUUGGGUGCCACCCGAGGACAGAAGGUGUAAAUGGGGAAAACAUAAUGUUCAGAUUUGAUGACUGUGAAAAGGAUGACAGUUUUAGUGUGACAUGGAAUGAGGCAAAAUCAGAGGUUUCCUAUUCUUGCAUCCUAUUUGAAUACAAAGGGUUCUUUUGCAGACAUGCAAUGGUUGUUCUUCAAAUGUGUGGUCUAUCGAGAAUACCAUUGCAAUAUAUAUUGAAGAGGUGGACUAAAAAUGCCAAAAAUAGACACUUGACAGUUGAAGGAAGUGAAAGGGCUCAAACAAGGGUGCAAAUGUACAACAAUAUGUGUAAACGGGCCAUUAAAUUGGGUGAAGUAGGUUCUUUAUCUGAAGAGAGUUACAAUAAAAAGGAGUUCAUGAUUGAUUCUUUAUCGCACAUACAUUAUUGAAAAAUAAUAAGCACCCAACUUCCCUUCGUAGCCUAUUUUGAAAAAUCAUUUGCUGGUGGCCAGGUCGCCCCUAUUUCCAUUUUUACCCGCAACAGGGGAGGUACGAGUCUAGUUAAAUAAAAUAAGAAGAAGAAAAAAUACGAAAGGGUUUUAAAACAUUUUGGUGCCAAAAGGAUUUAAGGAAAGAGAACAAUUGAUUUGAACGAGUGAGUGAAAAUGGAGGCUUGGGUUCCCCUCUUCAAGAUUUUCUUGAACUCUGCAACUCCAGAAUCCGAAGCAUCUCUAUGGCUGCAGCAAUCUUUCAACGCCGCAUCUCCCUCCAUAUCAACAGCUUCCUUCUUUUCACUUCUCACCAGCCCAAUCGACAACCCUUCUUCUCCCUCGUCUUCCCCGUCCAUUCACACCAAAAGGGUCAUGUGGAUUCGGACGCUGCCCAAUGCGAUUCAAGCUCGCGUACUGUCUUUUCUUUUAUACGAGAGCAGGAAAUUCAGCAAAAGGGAGUUGUGUGAUCUUGCAGAGAAGAUUCUGAGGGAGGGGAAGGAGCUUGAUUUUUGGGUGAAGAAGGCUGCACACCAGCUGUUCGAUGUUAUGUCUGACUCAAAUUGUGAGCUGGGUUCUUCCGGAGAGGGAAAAGUGGAGGAUGAAUUUGGGUCUCUGCCCGUGUGGCUCGAAGAUGCUGUGGGCGAGAACGGUUCAGUGCUCCCGUGGCUGCCUAUGUCGCGGAGCGAACUCGUUUCCAGAAUGCAGUUCAGCAGUUGUGGUGAAAAUGAGGACUUUUCUGUCAGAAUUGAGGAAGACGAAGGAGAUGAUGAUUCAGAUGAAACGAUGGAAGAAGGAGGUGUGGGUUCUUCUGAGGAUGACGGCUCUUUAGAUCCCGGAGCAGAAAAAAUGGCAUCUGACCUGAAACAGAAGAUACUGAGCAUUGAAUCUACAUAUCAAACACUGGAAGUAGUCCAAGAAAUCCAACAUCUUUCCAAAGGAAAGAACACAUUGUCUGUAUUGAGUUUGAUUGAACCGUGGAACGCAGAUGAUGAGACGGUUUCCAUUCUAAUUUCUCAAAUGGCGAAUCACGAGAAGGAUGAUCAUCAUCUUGGUUGGCCAAGCCACAUUCUCUGCUCAUUUGUUCUUCCCAAACUCUUAAAUCUCAAAGCACCCGCGUCUCGGGUGCUAAUGACAGCAGUUGUGGAAUACUGCAGGGUUUAUGCCAAAGCAGCCGAGCACGCUUUACUGCUUCCACUGGCACUCAAAAAUGGAGGCAUAAACAAUCCCAUCUGUGAUGUCAUCACAAGGAUUGUCAAAGAAUCCUUGCACCCUGGCCAUGUUUCUGCCAUCUGUCAGCGGCUUCUGUGGGGUCCGGAAGACGACAACGACACUAAGAUAAUCUGCCUUCCCUGUCACAGGUCUUUGAUUGGGACUGAAUUGGUGUGGACAGAUUCACUGUUUGUUCUGAUGCAAAACAUUCUGAACCACGAUGGCAUCCGUUUAACCCAAGACUCCGUUGAUCAGCUUGUUCAUUCGGCUUGCAAGUCUGCACAAAGUUUUUCUCAGUCUUUGAAGUUCUGCAACUUUAUGUUGUGCUUUGUCAACAAAUGUGCCCCUCUGUUGAAGACCCAUAAAAUGGCAUUGGCUGAUGCUGUUGGCCAUACCAACACACUUGCGACAAAAUCUGUGCUAUCAAAGUUGUCUGGCCUGUGAGUGCUGACACCUUAUAUUUCUAGUUAAGUGAUAUAACCAUGAGAGUGGAUAUUGUUAUAGGUUGGAGCAAAAAAUAUGCACACCUCACUUCACUUGGUUGGUUGUUUCAUUAAUAUAUUUUGUUGGGCUCUUUUCUAUUACCAUUGAAAUAAAAUCUCAAACCACCAGCCCAAAAAGAAAGCAACUCUUUUACUCAAACCCUAAUACAUAAAUCUCCCCACC